This is a messenger RNA of Zingiber officinale, 4407 nucleotides long. RefSeq names its product putative phospholipid-transporting ATPase 9. Gene Ontology annotation, molecular function: ATPase-coupled intramembrane lipid carrier activity; ATP hydrolysis activity; magnesium ion binding. Lineage: Eukaryota; Viridiplantae; Streptophyta; Magnoliopsida; Zingiberales; Zingiberaceae. Bases 674 to 4267 code for a protein of 1197 amino acids. Gene Ontology annotation, biological process: phospholipid translocation. Gene Ontology annotation, cellular component: plasma membrane. The record is from RefSeq and is a predicted model, not a curated record. The transcript has 11 exons.
UGCCGGGUCGUUUACUCUCCCAUCAAAUUCAAUGCAUUUAAUGCAGAUGAACCUUCCCCUUUACCAGAUUUCAAGUGUUCUUCUAGAACUUCUGGGACUGCAUCCCGUUGCUUUCCCCUUUUAUGAGAGUCAGCAGACUUUGCUAUAUAAAUCUAGAAUCGCAGCACAAUUUCCACGCAGAAUCGUUGCUCAUACGCCAGAUUUUGCUGGGAAUUAGUGGUUGAGUUUCGGCCUUGCUCGGAGUCAAGUCAAAGCUGGGAUUAGGUGAGAGGUUUGAAGGUUCAACUCCAUGGUUUCGAAGAAGAUGGUUCCUCGAUUUGACUCGUGCUUCAUAGAGGGCGGCGAGCUCCGGUAAUGGCUAGAUUUCCGCCGUGUAGGAGAUAAAGGAGCCGUCUUGCUCACAGCCGGAGGGAUUCUGGUCUUGCAAGUGCCUCAAAGCUGUUAUUUUUCCGUGUGCUCCUCCCACCGCCCUCGGAAUCCCUUUCUGAGCUCGAUCAGUCUCGGCGGAGGAAGUGGCGUGAUGCAGAUUCGAAAGUUUCAGCUCGGAGCGGACAGCGAUUUUGUUCUCUGGUUUCCGGAAGCGGCAGAUCUUAGGGCUUAAAAAGGUUGAAUCUGUGCUAUUUCUCUUUACAUUUUGGCGUUUCUAGUUUGGCGAAUUGUGAUAUAAGAACAAAUGGCACGGGGGAGGAGAAGAGAGCUUCUUCUGAGCAGACUCUAUGCUUUUGCUUGCGGCGCAUCAAGGUUCGAAGCCGACGUUUCUCAAGUCGGAGGCCCAGGCUUCUCCCGAGUGGCCUUCGCUAAUGAGCCCGAUUCCAUUGAAGCUUCCAAUUUGAACUAUGGAUCCAACUAUGUUUCCACCACCAAGUACAAUGCUGCUACAUUCUUCCCCAAGGCACUGUUUGAGCAGUUUCGGAGGGUUGCAAACAUGUUCUUUCUGUUUGUUGGAUGCCUUUCUUUUACUUCCCUGGCUCCUUACUCUGCGGUCAGUGCGAUUUUCCCGCUGAUCGUGGUGAUUGGAGCAACCAUGGCAAAGGAAGCCGUUGAAGAUUGGCGUCGGUAUCAGCAGGAUAUCGAAGUGAACAAUAGAAAAGUUAAACUACAUCAAGGUGGUGGCACAUUCAAAUUUACCGAGUGGAGGAAUCUAAGGGUGGGUGAUAUUGUGAAGGUGGAGAAAGAUAGCUUCUUUCCUGCUGACCUUGUUUUGCUUUCGUCAAGUUAUGAUGAUGGAAUUUGUUAUGUUGAGACCAUGAAUCUAGAUGGGGAAACAAACUUGAAACUAAAGCAAGCAUUAGAGGUAACAACAGGUUUACAAUCAGAUUCCAGUUACCAGGAUUUCAAAGCAAUCAUCAAAUGUGAAGAUCCAAAUGCAAGCCUAUACACUUACGUUGGAACUAUGGAAUACGAAGACCGACAGUAUCCUCUUUCGCCUCAACAACUUCUGCUUAGGGACUCAAAGUUGCGCAACACUGAUUUCAUAUAUGGAGUUGUUGUUUUCACAGGCCGUGAUACAAAGGUCAUGCAAAAUGCCACAGACCCACCAUCAAAAAGGAGCAAAAUUGAGAGACUAAUGGAUAGGCUAAUUUAUCUCCUCAUGUCUUCCUUGGUCUCAAUCGCAUUUAUUGGUUCAGUUGUUUUUGGGGUAAAAACUAAUGAUGAUCUACAAGAUGGCAAGAUGAAGAGAUGGUAUCUUAGACCUGAUGACUCCCCCAUCUAUUUCGAUCCUACGAGAGCAGCUGUUGCUGCGAUAUUGCAUUUUUUGACUGCCAUGAUGUUGUAUAGCUAUUUCGUCCCUAUUUCUUUGUAUGUUUCUAUAGAGAUUGUCAAGGUCCUGCAGACUGUAUUUAUCAAUCAAGACAUCCAAAUGUAUCAUGAAGAAUCUGAUAAGCCAGCUCAUGCACGAACUUCAAAUUUGAAUGAGGAACUAGGCCAAGUUGACACUAUCCUCUCAGAUAAGACUGGAACCCUCACUUGCAACUCAAUGGAGUUCAUUAAAUGCUCAAUAGCUGGCACUUCUUAUGGUCAUGGGUUUACGGAGGUUGAGAGAGCAAUGGCUAGAAGAAAGGGAUCUCCAUUGGUAGAAACUGAAGGAUCAAGAGAACAUCAUGAGAAUGCAAAACCAGCAAUCAAAGGAUUUAAUUUUGAUGAUGCACGUAUUAUGUAUGGAAAUUGGAUUAAGGAACCUCAUGCUGAUGUCAUAAGGAUGUUUUUUCGACUGUUGGCUAUCUGCCAUACUGCCAUUCCUGAAGUCGAUGAGGAAAAAGGAAACGUAUCAUAUGAGGCUGAAUCACCUGAUGAGGCUGCCUUUGUUAUUGCCGCAAGGGAGCUUGGUUUUGAGUUUUAUCAGAGGACACAAACAAGCAUCUCUAUACGUGAACUAGAUCCAAUCUCAAGCAAGCAUGUGGAAAAGUCAUAUAAGCUGUUAAAUGUCAUAGAGUUUAAUAGCUCUAGAAAGCGAAUGUCUGUGAUAGUUCAAGAUGACAAAGGAAAGUUGCUACUUCUCAGCAAAGGCGCUGAUAGUGUCAUGUUUGAAAGGCUUGCCAAUAAUGGAAGGGAGUUUGAAGAUAAAACUAAGGUGCAGAUGCUCGAAUAUGCUGAUGCUGGUUUAAGAACCUUAGUUCUUGCAUACCGUGAGCUUGAUGAAGAUCAAUACAAAAGCUUCAACCAGAUGUUCAUGGACGCAAAGAAUUCCGUUAGUGCUGAUAGAGAGGAAAGAAUGGAAGAGGCUGCAGAUUCCAUCGAGAGAAAUUUUAUUCUUCUUGGUGCCACAGCUGUUGAAGACAAACUGCAAAAUGGGGUACCUGAGUGCAUAGACAAACUUGCACAAGCUGGGAUCAAACUAUGGGUAUUGACUGGUGACAAGAUGGAAACAGCUAUCAAUAUAGGUUUUGCCUGUAGUCUCCUGAGGCCGGGAAUGAAGCAAAUAAUAAUCAGUUUAGAAGGACCAGAUAUAAUUCAGUUGGAGAAAGGAGGGAACAAAGAAGUCAUUGCUAAGGCAUCAAAGGCUAGUGUUAUAGAUCAGAUAAAUGAAGGAAACAAACUUGUUAGUUCAUCAACUUCUGAGUCAUUUGCCUUGAUCAUUGAUGGAAAAUCUCUUGCAUACGCGUUGAAAGAUGAUAUCAAGAACUUGUUCUUACAACUGGCUGUUGGUUGUGCAUCAGUCAUAUGCUGUCGUUCCUCCCCCAAACAAAAAGCCCUAGUCACCAAGCUCGUUAAAGAAGGUACCGGUAAAGUGACCUUAGCAAUCGGAGAUGGUGCCAAUGAUGUGGGCAUGCUUCAAGAAUCAGAUAUAGGAAUUGGAAUUAGCGGAGCUGAGGGAAUGCAGGCUGUCAUGGCGAGUGACAUUGCAAUAUCUCAGUUCCGCUUUCUCGAGCGUCUGUUACUUGUGCACGGGCAUUGGUGUUACCGGAGGAUAUCAACAAUGAUAUGCUAUUUCUUCUAUAAGAAUCUCACAUUUGGAGUUACCAUCUUCUUGUACGAGGCGUAUACGACAUUUUCCGGCCAGCCUGCGUAUAAUGAUUGGUAUCUAUCAUUGUACAACGUCUUCUUCAGUUCUCUUCCUGUGAUUGCUUUAGGGGUCUUCGAUCAGGAUGUCUCUGCUCGAUUUUGUUUGAAGUUCCCCAUGCUUUACCAAGAAGGCGUUCAGAACGUUCUCUUCAGCUGGCGGCGGAUUCUGGGUUGGAUGUUCGCCGGCGUCUGCAACGGCAUCUCGAUAUUCUUCCUCUGCUCCGCCGCGCUGCAGCACCAGGCCUUCCGCAGGGGCGGCGAGGUGGUGAGCUUCGACGUCCUCGGCGGCACGAUGUACACUUGCGUGGUGUGGGUCGUGAACUGCCACAUGGCGCUGUCCAUCACCUACUUCACCGUGAUCCAGCACGUCUUCAUCUGGGGCAGCAUCGCCCUGUGGUACAUCUUCCUCCUCGUCUACGGCGCCUUGCCGCCCUCCUUCACGACCAACGCCUACCAGGUGUUCGUCGAGGUGCUGGCUCCCGCUCCCUCGUACUGGAUCACGACGCUCUUCGUCGUCGCCGCCACUCUCGUCCCGUACUUCAGUUAUUCGAGCAUUCAGAUGAGGUUCUUCCCCAUGUACCACAACAUGGUCCAGUGGAUUCGGUACGACGGCCAGGCGGAUGAUCCGGAGUACUGCCAGAUCGUGCGCCAGAGGUCGGUGAGACCUACGACCGUCGGAGUGUCGGCCCGGGUCGACGCGAAGGUCAGCCAGUCGCAGUCGUCGUCGGCGACGAGAGUCCAUCAUGCCGUUCACUCCUCGUGACGGCUCUCAUCUCUUCGCUGUGUAAAUUUCGAUUCUUUGCCCGUUUGGGUUGAAUUUUUUUCCUUCUUUUCACGUUUAGAAAAAAUUGUUAUAGAUUCCUUACUGUUUAAUUUUUAAUAUAUGCGAGAUUUUCUUCUCGA